Molecule: messenger RNA, 668 nt
Organism: Choloepus didactylus (southern two-toed sloth)
Lineage: Eukaryota; Metazoa; Chordata; Mammalia; Pilosa; Megalonychidae
Gene: ATP5PD
Product: ATP synthase peripheral stalk subunit d
Exons: 6
Coding region: 113-598 (161 amino acids)
Biological process (GO): proton motive force-driven ATP synthesis
Molecular function (GO): proton transmembrane transporter activity
Source: RefSeq, a predicted model, not a curated record
CAAUACCCGCCCCCUCGGCUUUGCGAUUGGCUGAGGGGAGGCUUUCCGGUGACCCGCUUCCGUUACUUGCUGCCCGGACUGUGGGCCGCCGGGGUUGGCGAAGGAUCCCAAGAUGGCUGGGCGAAAACUUACUCUAAAAGCCAUUGACUGGGUAGCUUUUGGGGAAAUCAUACCCCGAAACCAAAAGACCAUUGCUAACUUGCUGAAAUCCUGGAAUGAGAUCCUCACCUCCAGGUUGGCUGCUCUACCUGAGAAGCCCCCAGCUAUCGACUGGGCUUACUACAAGGCCAGCGUGGCCAAGGCUGGGCUGGUGGAUGACUUUGAGAAGAAGUUUAAUGCCCUGAAGGUCCCUGUGCCAGAGGAUAAAUACACUGCCCUGGUGGAUGCUGAAGAGAAAGAAGAUGUGAAAAGUUGUGCUGAGUUUUUGAAUCUCUCAAAGACCAGGAUUGAGGAUUAUGAGAAACAGCUGGAGAAGUUGAGGAACAUAAUUCCGUUUGAACUGAUGACCAUUGAGGACUUGAAUGAAGCCUUCCCUGAAACCAAAUUAGACAAGAAAAAGUAUCCCUAUUGGCCUCAUCAGCCAAUCGAAAAUUUAUAAAAUUGAGUCUGGGAGGAGGCUCUGGCCCUCGCAUUACAAACUGUGGACAUUAAAAAUAAGAAUGAUUAUA